Molecule: messenger RNA, 3685 nt
Organism: Belonocnema kinseyi
Lineage: Eukaryota; Metazoa; Arthropoda; Insecta; Hymenoptera; Cynipidae
Product: transient receptor potential cation channel protein painless-like
Exons: 9
Coding region: 617-3259 (880 amino acids)
Biological process (GO): monoatomic ion transport; transmembrane transport
Cellular component (GO): membrane
Molecular function (GO): protein binding; monoatomic ion channel activity
Source: RefSeq, a predicted model, not a curated record
CCGAAGAAGGCAAACACACUUCUUUUUUUAAUGCCUUCACUUUUCAGAUGGCUUCCCACUGGCAGUUGGGUCUCCUCAUUAAUCCUUCGUGGUCUACGCAUAGUAUUUAUUAAAUCUGUGUCAACUUACUUCAUCUGCUUUCCGAACCAUUCCAACAAGUUAUGGGCAUCAGUCACGCUUCCAUCUGCGCUGAAAAAUUAAGCCCAUUUUAUUAGAACGUGGAAGAGCAUUAAGGAAGUGCUUUAUGGAAAAAUGUUCGUGGAUUUAACUCUUUCUCGAGUACAUCCUAAUUAUUACGAGAGUAGUACAGAUCGGAUUGCCAGCACCAGCCUUGCCCCACUCCAUUUUAUAAUGAGGUAAUAGCCCGACUGUAACAAAGUGGCUCAGUCUGGUCGUUGUGCCAACAACUAAUCUGGGAAUGCUUCGCUUGGCUUUACUCUUGAAGCAUCAGGUAUGCAAUUUAUGGUACUUUGAUUCCAAAAAUUCGAAAAAAGGUGGAGAUCGAAAAUUGAUGAGAACCAUGACACGUAUUCAUCACAAAACAACACUCACGUCGCCAUACUGAAAAACGGAACAACGCUACCAGGAAAACAAUCAUAGAAGGGAAAGUAAUAAAAUGGAUCCAGAAGAGGAGUUAUUGCAGCUCCAUCCCCUGAGCGACAAAAAUCCGAGCCUUUAUAAAUUGCUUUUGACAAGCCUGGAGGCAUCACAUUAUGCAGCUUUCAAGAGCUUAAUAAACAAGGCCUUAAAGAAACAUCCACAUGGAGUACAAGUUGAUCACUUUUUUUCACAUCCGUACGAUAAAACAUUUCUUGACAUUGCUUCAAGUAAAGGUCUAAAAGAUUUUGUAGAAUUGCUCCUGGAACUUGGUGCGAAUCCUAAUCGUAUAAAUGAAUCUCGUAAUAGAGCACCCCUUCAUUUCGCGGUAGAAAAUAGCCACUCGGAGGUCGUAAAGAUACUUUUGGAAGAUCCUGCUAUAAACCCGAAUCUGGAGGCAGGGAGGCAAACAGCCUUACAUAUUGCAAUCAAAAAUAAGGACAGAAAUUGCACUGAAAUGCUUUUGCAAGGUGGUGCUAGUCCGAAUAUUCCUAACAGUAAAGGCAUCAGUGCUCUUCAUCAAGCUGCCACCACAAACCAACGAGAGAUAGUGCGCCUUAUUCUUGAAAAAUCUAAAGUACCUGUAGAUUUGGACAGUUAUGAAGACCUGAGAAAACAAACUACAAGACAGAUCUUACAAAAUAAAUUUCCAGAUUUAAUUCUUUCUGAGAUUCAACAGAGAAGAGUAGGCAAAAAUCAGUUGAGGUACUAUCUAGAUGCUAAUGAUGAAAAAAAUUUCCUAGAGAAUUUAGAAAAAGUAGAACCAAAUGUUUCAAUAAACACAGAAGAACUGAUAAUAGAAGCUGCUUCCCGCAAUCUUUUCAAGGCCGUGGCAAAAUUAAUUAGCAGAGAAGAAGUGGUAGAAAUAUCGAAAGCUGGCGAGAUUGCUGUACAGAGAGGGCAUUAUGAAGUUCUGCAGAAGCUGUUAAAUUAUGAUUGUCAUUUAGGGAAAAAAUUGAUAAUUUUGGGCUGCCAAGAGUUAGCCACACCCUGCAGAAGGAGCUUGGAUCACCGAGAUGUCAGACUGAUGUGUCUAAAGCUCAUACUGUCACAGAAAAAUGUUGAUGUGCGCGUUGAGGAUGAAAAAGGUAACACCCCCUUGCAUUAUGCUGCAAGGGCCGAACACUCUGCAGCUGUAGACCUUUUGUUGCAAGCAGGGAGUUACAUCGGACACCGGAAUCGUUUGGGCAUGCCUCCCUUAGCUCAUAUUUGUCCUGCAUCACUAUCUGAUUACUUUGACAAUUGCAUUAAAAGCAGUAAUCCACGUUCCGAUGAUUACGAAAUCCAUUUUGAUUAUCAUUGUCUGAUGCCUCACGCUCCCACUUAUGAGAUCGAGGAACCCCUACUAGGUACUAAGAAAAGAAACCAGACGAAAGCAGAUACAGAAAUGCUGGCACUGCUGUACAUAGCCGAGAAUAAGGCUUUGAAACAUCUGUUAAAACAUCCACUCCUCGCUUCCUUUUUAUAUAUUAAAUGGAGUAGAAUACGUCACAUUUUGUAUGCGAAUUUACUUUUUUACUUGGUGUUUUAUAUAUUUUUAAAUUGUUAUAUUAUUUUUGCAAACUCGAAAAAUGAGACGGAGAGGAAGGAAGUUUUCACAGCAGAGGAAGGAAUAUUCUGGACAGUAACUAUCGCAGCAAUAAUAAUUCUCGCUGUGAGAGAAUUCUUCCAAUGCUUGUCUUCGCCAGGUUAUUAUAUCACCAGCCUUGAAAAUUGGCUAGAAGUGGCUUUAGUAAUCUUGGCAGCAGUGUUUCUAUUUACGAGUAAUGCUCAAGUUGGAACAAUAUUAAUCUUACUCUCGGCCUGGGAACUAGUAGUACUCAUUGGUCAGCAUCCCAAGAUGUCCACUGGAAUUGAAAUUUUUAAGACGGUUUCCGUAAACUUCAUCAAGUUUCUAUUUUUGUAUGCCUUUUUAAUACUAUCAUUCGCUCUGGCGUUUUAUACACUUUUUAAAAAUGGUGAUGAAGAGAAUAAGCCUUUUCCAAGUGCACCAAAAUCGAUUUUUAAAACAAUUGUCAUGUUGACGGGAGAAUUCGAAGCUAGCAACAUUCCCUUUGUGAUGUAUCCGGUUUUGGGACAUAUAAUUUUCGUACUCUUCGAGUUCUUGAUUGCUAUUGUUCUCUUUAACUUACUGACUGGACUUGCCGUGAGCGACACACAAGAGAUUCUGGCAGAGGCUGAGCUUGUGAGCUUGAUUUCGAGGACAAAGAUGAUUUCAUACGCAGAAGGAGUUGCAGUGGGGGUUCAAUUUUUUCCUGAAAAUGGAGGUUACUGUUGCGUGCAGCCAAUUCUUCAAAUUCCGAAGUUAAAUCCACUCGCUUUUGUAGCUAGGCGAAUAUUAAUUUUUCCAAAUUAUCUGCCUGAAGGUAAGGUUAGCGUAAAACCUUACAAGAAUCACGAGAUUCUUCUGCAGGGACAUGGCAGUUUUAAAUCUAGAAGAUUCGACACCCUUAAAUUGGACGCAUCGAUCACUGAAAAUGCGAAGAAAAUUCUUUCUCAACGUGGACGAGUUCCCAUGGAAGAAAAAGUAAUUUCCGAACUUAAUUCAGUUUCGAAAAGACUGGAAAAAAUUGAGUCUAUUCUCCUCAGUUUACCAAAAUUUUCACAGGGUAAUAAUAACAUUGAUGUUAUUGACUAUGAUGACAAUAUUGAAGAUAGAUAGAUCUAUUAGAGAUUAAAGUGUGCUUGACUUUCAACGCCUCCAUUUCAUACCGCUCUUCGUCACGUUUGGUGGGUGUCGAACUUCAUUUCCUGUGUAUAAGCAUAGGACCUAAAGUUAUACAGCGACCGAAGGCGACGUGAAGCGAUAUGGAAGCGUGCAUUUUGGAUGUGAUACACUAGUGUUAAAUAACUCUUACAAGUUUUUAACGCUGUGACAGUGUUUUUAACAUUUUUUGGGGGAAAAAUGAUGCAUAGUUAAUACACAGGAGCCUUGGUGACGAAUUAAUAUUGUCGAGUAUAUUUUUAUAAUUCGGUCAAUCCUUCCAAUGUAAACUUCUUCCGUAAGAAAAGGCUAAACUUACAGUCUGUCAAGUUAAAGCGUGGGUGGCUUUACUCGCAGUCGGUAAGGUGUAUCGACAUGAUUUUG